UGUCAGAGCAGUUCAACACAACACUGUGUGUGUGUGUGUAAGAGAGAGAGAGAGAGUGGCCCUUGACAAUGAGAGUGUGUUUUUAUUUGUGUGUGGGUAUGUAUGAGGCAAUGGAUGUGAAGAUGAUACAGAGCAAAACAUGAAGGUAUUUGCAUAUAUGCACAUAUACAGAGAACGAAAAAGAGAUAGAAAGAGGCACAGAAGAAGAAAAGGACUGUCGUCCAGUAACAAGUUCUUAUUACUGGGAUUGUGAGCUUUAAUCUGAUCAGACAUGCUGGACUAACCCUGGACACGCUGACAGGAGGAACAUUCUAGAAACCAUGGCAGGUGUGGUCUUUGCAUUAUCAAGCCUGUUAUUACUCCAGACAGUCUCCUCUUGCCCCAAGGAGUGCUCGUGUGACACCCACACCAAAGUGGUGGACUGCCGAGGACGAGGAUUAUAUGAUAUUCCACGUAAACUUCAUCAAGACACCCUGGAGCUGUAUCUCCAAAAUAACCAUCUCCGAGGCCUGGGCUCCAUGUCCUUUCGAGAGACACCACAACUUCAAAUUCUGGACCUAGCAAACAAUUCAAUCACAACACUUUCCCCCAGUGCCCUUUUGGGACUUAGAAGCUUAAAGGUCCUCAGCUUGGCCAAUAACUCUAUCCGGGAAGUGGAUCGACGGCUUCUGGUUUCAAUAAGGAAUCUAACCAUAUUGGACUUGUCCUUUAACACCAUAGGUGGUCUACCAGGAGCUCUUGCUGACAGUUUCCACAUUCUGACCCAUCUGUCACUCCAGUACAAUCGUCUAACAAAGCUGGACCGUAUACACCUGGAGGCUCUUGGAAAUCUUAAAGUUCUGCAGCUGAAGGGCAAUCCUUGGAGAUGUGACUGUCAUCUGAUAGGACUCAAACUAUGGUUGGAGACAUUUGCCUUCAAAGGUGGAACAGUGGACAGCGUCACAUGCGUCCAGCCUCAUCUCAUGCUGGAGCGGGACCUCCGGCACAUUCCCUAUGAGCUUUUCCACUCUUGCAUGAUCACCAGCUACAGCUACCUGUUCGCCAACAUCCAUUACCUGGACAACAAACACCGCAUGCUCAGCGGACAGCUCCAUCCAAGCCCCAGAUCACCAUCCGGGAGUGAUUUCAGCCACUCGGGAGAAGCAGUACUCCCCGAGUGUGAGGCCAAGCAGAGAUCCCGACCUGUAAACUACAGACACGCCAUAGCCACAGUGGUCAUCACAGGAGUGGUUUGUGGAAUUGUGUGUUUGAUGAUGUUGGCAGCAGCUGUCUACGGAUGUGCAUAUGCAGCAAUUAAUGCCAAGUAUCAAAGGGAGCUGAAGAUGAAAGCGAAAGAGUCGGGUUUGGGAGAAGAGCAGAAAAACAUCGACAGAGAGGAGGACAAGUAACCUCUGGAGUGAUGUGAAUAUCGGCAUCACAUGAAGCACAUGAAGCACAAAUACACACCAAGGAUUCACUCCAAAGUAUCCACAUACUGUUUUGUAUUUACAAGGUUCCUUUUAAGGCAAGUCAAUGUACUUGGCAGCCAUAUUGGCAAUUGCCCUGGGGCAGCUAUUUUCUAAUUAUGCAAAUACAGCUCCUACCUGAAAAGGAAAAGACAUAAAUCUCUGUCCAUGAAUUAGGCUAGAAAAACUGUAUAUUUCAGGCUGAUCAAACAAAUGCACAUUCAUGUUCUAGUCUAAAAACAAUAGCUGAUACUUUUUGGCAAAAAGGCAGUUGGCUCUCUGUCAAGCCAAAUAGAUAUUCUGUUUUAUAGGACAGGUUUGUAGAUUUUCAACCAGUUUUGUAUUGGUAGUAUAUGUAAAUUAGCAAUGUGUACAUGUACUUUUUUCCAUGUUACCUGCGCCUAGUGCAUUAUGGGUGCUAAAGUCUCCCUACCUUUUUGCCAAAAAUGAGCUAUUUUACCCUGUUUUCUGUAGUCAUGUAACGAAAAAAACCCACACCUUUCUACUGCACAAACAGCCAAGUUUUAUUAAAAGCUCAUCUUGCCAGGACUAAAUCAUAAUUUUUAAUUGUCCAACACAAUGCCGCCAAAGUGUAGUCACCUCACAGUUUGUGGUCUACUACAGAUUUCAAAAUUUUCGAAGGCAAAAAAAUGGCCUGUCUUCCUUGUCACAAUAUACUCCACUACUGCUGUUUACACUAAUGCAGCUCUAUGGAUAACGCAAUAAGCUUUAGUUAGACCAAAGAUUAAUAUGAACAUAUCAAAUGUAUGUUUUUAAUCUACCCUGUUUCACCUGUUUCUCCUUAAACAGGGGACAAAGGUGCGUGAAUGGCUGAGGGUAAUACAAUUAUUGCAUUUCCGCCUGUGAUACAGAAAUUAGAGAUUACACUGGUAGCUGGUAAAAAUCAGUACUCACAUACUGAAACUAUACCUGUUUGAAGGGUUUUAUUUACAGUCUGUGGCAUAAUUUGUGAUCUUUAAUUAUAAAAUAUAAGUUAUGAUGAAUUCCUAUAAGUUCAUAAUUAGGUCAUAUAGACAGAUCCUAAUGUCAGUGUGUUUUAAUGUGUUCUAUGAAUAUUUUUUUGUAAUUCAGCCGUGUAAAUAUACAGAUACAAACAGUGAAUAAAGAGAUUCUGAGCUCUUGAGAAAUGAGAUGACAAGAAUGAAAUAGUGAUACAGAUGGCUUAUGAUGGAUUAUACAAGAUUACAUAAACAUGCACAUAAAGGGUUGAUCUGUCAGAAACGAUCUAUGUAUGUUAUAUAACAUCAGAGCACACAGCUAAGCAAGAACUUGUUAGUUCACAAAAUAUAUUGUACAUGCUACACAUGCUAAAAAUGUAAAAUAAUUUUAAACAACAUUGUGUUAAUUCUUUUUUUAUGAUCACAAAACAGUCUUUAAGAUAAAAGUGUUUUAAAAAGUAUACUGAAUAUUCAUACUCUUAAAAAUACAUUGGUCACACUAUAGGACCAUUUGAAAUGAACUACAGGGAAAAGUGGCACAUUCAUACGCCACACCCACACACUGGAACUAUUUAAUUUGAUAUUAAUUUAAUGCUAUGGCUGUCAUCAAGCACAAAUCACAUUCAAGUUGUGAUUAUAGAUAGAAAUCCUGUAAACUGGCCUUUAAAACACAUCAAGGACACGCACACACAUUCGCAUACAAAUACCCCGGUUACACAAGAGUGUUCGGUCAUCAGCAUGUCAGGCUGCAUUAGUGUGUGCUGCAAUACACAUGUGAAACUGAGCAGUAUCACAUCUGAAGCACUGUAUGGACAUUAUAAAUAUAUAUCUAUAUCUAUAUAUAUAUAUAUAUAUAUAUAUCUAUAUCUAUCUAUAUAUAUAUACAUAUAUACAUACAUAUAUAUAAAUAUUCUUUUCAGAACAAAUAAACCAACACAUUGAGCCAGAAAGCUCAAUUUGUCAUAUAUCUGUGUAUAUGUCUAUGUGCUUGUAUGAAAAAAAAUGUUAUUAAAUAUAUAUGUGCAUUAUUGAUUAGCAUUAAAAACAUAAAAAUGAAAGAUGUAUAACAUACAUCAAAUUUAAAUGAUACAAAAUAAACAUAUAAUACUGUACAGAACUUGAUUUUAGUUGUGUGUAUGUCCGCUCCAAAACAAUGAAUCAUGCGCAGUAGAGAGUGAAAAUCUGUCUGUUCUACUUCAUUUCGCUGUCAGUUAUAAAUAACAUGAAUCAUUUGUGCAUGAGCGUACUUGUGUGUGUGUGUGUGUGAGUG
Labeo rohita (rohu) is the source of this 3674-nucleotide messenger RNA. RefSeq names its product leucine-rich repeat and transmembrane domain-containing protein 1 (gene lrtm1). Lineage: Eukaryota; Metazoa; Chordata; Actinopteri; Cypriniformes; Cyprinidae. Gene Ontology annotation, molecular function: protein binding. The record is from RefSeq and is a predicted model, not a curated record. Bases 321 to 1388 code for a protein of 355 amino acids. The transcript is spliced from 3 exons.